AUGUCAUCUCUGCCAACAGUUGUUCUCGUGCAUGGUGCCUGGCAUACGCCUCCCAAUUACCAAAGCUACUGCGAAGCGUUACAGGCCCAAGGGUUCAAAGUCUAUUGUCCCCGCCUGCCAACAUGCAACGGAUCGUCGCCUCCAAGAGCCUCCCUCCCAGAUGAUGUUGCGUGUGUCAGGGAUGUCGUCAAGUCCGCAGUCGAUUCCGGUGAGCGCGUCCUUAUGAUUAUGCAUUCUUAUGGCGGCGCAGUCGGCACCGAUGCCGUUAAGGGCCUAUCGCUGUCCGAGAGAAAAGCAGCUGGCCAACCUGGCGGUGUCAUUCACCUACUCUAUCUGUGCGCAUAUAUUCUCGAGCCCGGGUCGACGAUAUGGGAAAUUGUGCAAGCGGCCGGGUUUGAUCAACUUUGGGAUCAGUACAUUGAUACAGCGGCGGACGGGUCGACGGUUUUGAAAGAUCCAGGGCUGGGGUUUUUCAGCGGCGAAGCCGACCAAGCGACAAUCGACAGGGCUCUUCAGACGUUGGUCCGAUUUCCCUCGUCGGUAUUCUCUGACAAAACUACGGGCUCUGCCUGGAAGACCACCCCAACGACCUACAUCAGCACGCUGAAAGAUUAUGUUGUGUCGAAGACAUAUCAAGAUAUUAUGCUUGAAAAAGUACGCGUGGCAGGGGUUCAAAUCAAGGUGGUGGAACAUGAUGCGGACCACAGUCUGUUCGUAACGAGACAACAAGAUAUGGUUCAGGCUGCUCUUGCAGCGGCUGCCGACGAAAGAAAUACGCUCUAG
Messenger RNA from Penicillium argentinense, 783 nucleotides. RefSeq names its product alpha/beta hydrolase. The record is from RefSeq and is a predicted model, not a curated record. The coding region runs from base 1 to 783 and encodes 260 amino acids. NCBI's taxonomy places the organism in Eukaryota, Fungi, Ascomycota, Eurotiomycetes, Eurotiales, Aspergillaceae. The transcript has a single exon.